GUGGAUCCUGCGCCUCCCGCUCCGAGGCUCUAGGGCUGGGGCCGCAAGGGGCUGAGGUUCGGGUUGUCGCGGUGUGGCCGUCUCCGCGUUGGUCCUCCGCCCCGCCCGACGGGCGGCAGCGCGCUCGGAGGCGCGGCAAGGGGCGCACGGGCGUCGGCGCCCGCCGGCUGCACCAUGGUCCAGCUCACUCCUGUCCUGCGCAAGGCCUACCACGGGGGCCACUUAACCAUCCGCCUUGCCCUGAGCGGCUGUACCAACCGGCCUUUCUACCGCAUUGUGGCUGCUCACAACAAGUGCCCCCGGGAUGGCCGUUUCGUGGAGCAGCUGGGCUCCUAUGAUCCCCUGCCCAACAGUCACGGGGAGAAAAUCGUUGCUCUCAACCUAGAGCGGAUCCGGCAUUGGAUUGGCUGUGGGGCCCACCUCUCUAAGCCUGUGGAGAGGCUUCUGGGUCUUUCUGGCUUUUUCCCUCUGCAUCCCAUGAUGAUCACAAAUGCUGAGAGGCUGCGAAGGAAACGGGCACGUGAAGUCCUCUUAGCAUCUCAGAAAACAGAUACAGAGGCUACAGAAACAAAAACAAGCUGACUUCAGUGAGCAGAGAACAUUGGGAGAAAGGUCAAAGCCCUCUUAAAACACCUGUGCAGAACUCUUAGUUUUAUUAGAUUUGGAGGUCAAUAAAUGGGAGUUUUCUGAGUCA
Molecule: messenger RNA, 694 nt
Organism: Nyctereutes procyonoides (raccoon dog)
Lineage: Eukaryota; Metazoa; Chordata; Mammalia; Carnivora; Canidae
Gene: MRPS16
Product: mitochondrial ribosomal protein S16
Exons: 3
Coding region: 175-582 (135 amino acids)
Biological process (GO): mitochondrial translation
Cellular component (GO): ribosome; mitochondrial small ribosomal subunit
Molecular function (GO): structural constituent of ribosome
Source: RefSeq, a predicted model, not a curated record